This is a messenger RNA of Glarea lozoyensis ATCC 20868, 174 nucleotides long. RefSeq lists its product as uncharacterized. NCBI's taxonomy places the organism in Eukaryota, Fungi, Ascomycota, Leotiomycetes, Helotiales, Helotiaceae. The record is from RefSeq and is a predicted model, not a curated record. The transcript has a single exon. Bases 1 to 174 code for a protein of 57 amino acids.
AUGGCCUCGGCGGCGUCACAAACAGGAAAAGCGCGUGGUGACUGUACAAGUGGAACGGAUUUGAUAGGUAGGGCUGAAAUAGGGGUCCAAGUCUUAGAUCUCGCAUUUAUCUCGGAAUGUUGUGGUCGAAUGAGAAGCAUUGUCUCGCAAUUUGCUAGUUUAGGUAAUUGUUGA